This is a messenger RNA of Drosophila virilis, 3902 nucleotides long. RefSeq names its product blastoderm-specific gene 25D (gene Nin). Gene Ontology annotation, biological process: microtubule anchoring at centrosome. The record is from RefSeq and is a predicted model, not a curated record. Lineage: Eukaryota; Metazoa; Arthropoda; Insecta; Diptera; Drosophilidae. Gene Ontology annotation, cellular component: centrosome.
ACCAGACCCCAUUACUCCGCCACUGUGCUCGUUUAUAAUACAUUAUGUUUUUACCAAUUUAACCAUUACGCAUCUAGUGGUUUAUUAUUGACUGUGCAAUCGAAUGAUUUUGUGUAUUUUCAUGUGCAUAUUACCGAUCUAAACUUAUCAACAACAACACCCAAUGUUAAAACCGAGCAACAAACCAAAAGCCGUGGCUACAUCAACAACAACUACAAACUAGUAGCCUUUUAUCGAUUUCACCUGAACACAGUACUUAGCCCGUAGAUAAUGGAGGUGUCGGCCGAUCCGUACGAGCAGAAACUUUACCAGAUGUUCCAAAGCUGCGAGACAUCGCAACGCAAGAGCGGCCUGCUGGACGAAGUUUCGCUGACGCGCCUCUGCCAGCUGCUGCAGCUGCGUGAUCAGGGAUCGGCGCUGAUCUCUAAUCUGACCGCCAGUGGUAGCUCCAAGCUGGGUGUUUCGUUUGAGCAAUUCAAGGUAGCUCUGCUUAAUUUCUUGGGCACAGAGUUCGACGGCUCAACAGCGCGUCCCGGAUUAAGCACACCAUCUGGACUUAAAGAGCGUUCUUUGGUGAUAAGUGACGAAUCACCCGCCAACACAUACAAGGAGAGCCCGCCGGAGGGCGAGGCGUCUGAUCGUGAGGUUUCGCCCAAGCUUAUCGUGGGCACCAAGAAGUAUGGCCGCCGCUCACGGCCCCAUCAGAUUGGCCUCGACGAAUUACCCGUUACGGACUCGGAUAAUACAGAUGAGGAUCAGCAGCAAAGUCUUAACGGUUUUAACGCGCACAUCGUCCAGGUGCAACGAUCGUCGUCACAAAGUGAUCUGCCUGGCAGCCGGUUCCUGCACUCAAUCUACUACAGCGGCAGCAAGCUCAAGCGCUGCGCCUCGCUACCAGCACGCAAGAAUCUGCAAUCCAAAAUGAUCAGCACAACAACAACGGCGAGCACGACAGUCGGUGCGCAAGUCGACAAAAGCAGCACCAAAAGAAAUCUCAGAGAGGCAACAAAAGAGUGCAGCAGCGUCGAGUCGCUAGAUCUAAUGACCCCACAUCAUUUGGAAAAAAUUAGCGCGCAAGUUAUCGUUGACACCUGGGAAAUGGCAAAUAUAGUUAAUAGUGUAGGUCUGUUGCACGCUCUGGGCUUCGACGAGGACGAGGUGAACCUACAGCAGCUGACCAAAGUCCUGGAAGAAGAGAUACGCGGACUUGAGCUAGAUGCACAUGCAAAUGUGUUGCGUGCUCUGGUGGCGCUCCAAACCUUAGAGCUGGGAUCGCUGCGACAGGCAUAUCGUCAACAGCAUGAGGAAAAUCUUAAGCUUCGAUCUGAUAAUAAGGCAGCCAAUCAGCGAGUGGCGAUGUUGGCCGCCGAGGUGGAUGAAAGACAUGCAAUUUUGGAGGACAACUGCAAGCAGGAAGUCCAUCAACUGGAGCAGAGACACGCAAGUAUGGUGCGUGAUUUAACUCAGCGCAUUACAAGCGAUCGCGACCAUUGGACCAGCAUGACUGCGAGACUGGAAGCUCAGAUUAGAAGCCUCGAGCAAGAGGAGAUCAAGCUGAAGACUGAGCUAGAGCUGGUGCGGGCUGAAAAUACUGAGCUCGAGUUGGAACAGCAGAAGGUCCACCUGCAAAUGACUGAGGUACUGGAGCAGAACAUUAAGCUGAAUCAUGAGCUGGCUAAGUGUGAGCCAGUUAUUAAAUUGGAAAACAGUGAACAUGCUGGCAACGGCAGAGAUAAGACUUCAGAGGAUGAUGAGAUUUUGGUCGUUAUGGAGCAAAUGGCAGCAUUGAAAACGGAGAACGCACAGUUACGUGACAAGACCGAUGAGUUAACAAUGGAAAUUGAGAACUUGUAUGUUGAUCUGGCUCGUACAAAGUCAAGAAAAAAGGAUGCUGCAACUGUUGGUGUGAUUGCCUCAGCUGCGGACUCUGCCGAAUGUGAAGAACUGGAGGCUGUUAGCGUCGGAUUGGCCACCAAGCGACGAGGCGAUUCGCCCAGCAAGACGCACGUACUUGGCGAAAGUCCGCGUCUGGGAAAACAGCGCAAGUGUUCGGAAGUAGGCGAGUCCAGUGACAACAGCAGCGAUUGGUUGGCGCUUAACUCUGAACUGCAAUGCUGUAAAAGUCACGAAGAGGAGCUUGCUGCUCUGCGGCUGACCGUCGAGCAGUUGGAACUAAAGCUACAGGCGGCAACCUCAAAGGCUGCCGACACUGCUAAAAGCGAUAGCAAUAGUCGUGCCACCACGCCGGAGACACGCUGCAAGGAGCUAGAAAACAGUUUGGAGCAAAUGCAGCGCGCUUACGAGGAUUGCGAGGAUUACUGGCAAACCAAACUAAGCGAGGAACGGCAAAUGUUUGACAAGGAGCGCCAACUUUAUGAAGAUGAGCAGCUGGAAAGCGACAAAAAGUUCACCGAGCUGAUGGAAAAGGUGCGCGAGUAUGAGGAACAGUUUAGCAAAGAUGGCCGGCUGUCGCCAAUUGAUGAGCGCGAUAUGCUGGAACAGCAAUACGUUGAGCUCGAAGCGGAGGCCACGAAUCUGCGGAAUAACUCAAUUCGCAUGCUAGAAGAAAAGUCUCUCCAAAUAAGCGCAUUACAGAGUGAGGUGGAAGACUUGCGUACACGCCUAGGCGAGAGCGUAGAAAUAUUAACUGGCGCAUGUGAGCUCAAUCCGGACGUACUCGAUCAGAUAACUGCACAGUCUAGUCAAAGGCCAGCCAGUUCGCCCAUCAGCUACCUGUGGCACCAAAGCACAAUCCAGGAACCACUUAAAUCGUUCGAUGCUGCUAACGGAGAAAGCACUCCCAAGGUCCUGACACUCCUGUGCGAGUCUCCUAGCCACAAAUUAACCAGCCGAAACAAUCUUACUACGUCGACGACAUCCAUAUUUAGUACCACGCCUCGAGGCACUUUAUCCUCGGGCCAAUCACCCACAAACAGUGAUACAAAAUAUACUUCGUCAACAAGUGUUUGUACGCCGGCGCCCAUUUGCAAGCCCAAAUGUUCGUCGGAAGGCGAAAUCGCGGAUAGUGAGACCUCAUCAACUGCAUCGAACAAGAGCUUUGAUUCGCACAGCGUUGUGUCCACCAGCAAAGCGUCUUGCUUCAGUCAUGAAAAGUGCAGUAGUCCAAGUGCUCUGAAGGAGGAACUGAAACGUCUUAAGUUCUUUGAGCUUUCACUCAAGGAGCAGAUAAAGGAUCUGAGUCUGCAACGUGACGGUUUGGUCAUGGAAUUGCAACAGUUGCAGGAAGCACGUCCUGUUCUUCAGAAAGCAUAUGCGCGAACAACACAUCCGACGCUUCAGCAGCGACUUAAUCAGCUAGAGCUGCGGAAUCGUCAUUUACAGAAUGUGGUUAAGCAACAGCAGAAAUAUACCGAGACUCUGAUGCAGCAAUCCUGGCGACAGCAUCAAGUGGAUCUCAACGAGUUGCACGGUCGUAUUGAAGCACAGGCUGUCCUGAUUGCCGAUCAGACGCAGCGUCUUCAGAACGCCGAUAUUCUUGUGAAGGAUUUGUAUGUGGAGAAUUCGCAUUUGACCGCUAAUGUUCAGCGACUCGAGCAGCAGAGAGCACGCGUUAAUCUCAUUCAUCAACAGCAACAGAAACAGCACCAUGUGCCUGCCUUAAGCGAUCCAUCUGGAAUUCCGUAGGAGAAACGCACCAGAGAUUAAAUGAAAAGACACAUCGAAGUAAUACGAUAAUAUGUACCAAUACACUAGGCAACAUUAAUGCAGUGAUAUUCUUCAGAGUAUUUACAUGAUAUUUUCUUGUUUGUAUUCACACAUAUAUAUAAUUAUAUAUGUUCUCGAUAUGACUAAAUGUUUUUUGCUGCAGAGCACCUAAAGAAGCAGAACGGAACAAUCGACUGUACCGAUUUUUAUAUCAUAAAUCUACUAAUUGAACUUCA